Thamnophis sirtalis is the source of this 1514-nucleotide messenger RNA. Lineage: Eukaryota; Metazoa; Chordata; Lepidosauria; Squamata; Natricidae. The record is from RefSeq and is a predicted model, not a curated record.
AUACAAAGAUUAAUCUCAAGCUCUUCAAUGCAACGGUUGGCUCCUUCUUGCCAGAUGUAAACCUGGUUCGUGUGACUGUGGGUCAUUCGGGGCCCUUGCCGUUGCCUGAGGCUGAGAAAUGGGGCUGUAAGAUCAUUGAAAUCAAACACCCCGACGGCAGCAAAGAUUACCUUGUGCAGAUCUCAUUUGAUAGCCCUGGAGUUGAGAAGGAGUAUGUGCCAGAACAUUUUCGAAAUUAUACUACCAAUCCCGUAUUGCAAUUUGUUGUGAUUCCCCAGGGAGAAUUCUUUGAAGUCCCAGUCCCUCUGUUUGCCUUAGUGAGGGAUGCAGUGCUGCCUCGCGCAGAAGGAUUCUGUGAUAACGAAGCCCUCUAUUUAGUGGUGAAAGCUGGCAAUGUGGAUCAGAAUUGGUUGCCCUUUGUGGGAAACACACGUCUCACCCAAGAGACUGCACAGACCCUUGAGUAUGGAUUGCAGGUCAAUCAAACUCACCUGGUCCUGAGAGUGCCGAAGCUCGCCACUCACGUGUUUCUGGAGGAAAUAAACUCCUUUGGGGUUGUGACCACCUUCCAGUUGCAAUUUAAGGACCAUCUCAGUCAAACAGAAAUGAUUGAAUUUACCAUUUCCUGCACCUUCUCUCCAAAAGAUCUAAUUGACUGCCAGCCUAAUGGCACAAUUGUAGUCUCGGCUCGGACGUUGGUUGGCAUGCCAGACUUGGACCUCUCCAAUUUAGUGCUGAGAGACAAACGCUGUAAACCAGCUUCUGUGACAAAGGCAGGAGCAGUUUUCCUCUUCAGUGUAAACUCUUGUGGCACAACUCGCAAGUUUGAAAACACCAUCAUGACUUAUGAAAAUGAGGUCCUGUAUUUCCUCCCAGGCCAAGCAACACCCGUUUACCAGUUGAAAUGUGCUUGCCAGUACUUCAUUGGAAAUACGCUGCUGUUCCAGUACAGCCCUGCACAACCACCAUCGCCAACCAUACUGCCUGGGACUGGGCAACUGGAACUUGCCCUUAAACUUGCCAGAGACCAGACCUACAGAGAUUUCUACCAACCCACCGAGUAUCCAGUAAGCCGUUAUUUGCGAGAGCCUCUCUACUUUCAGGUCGAACUUCUUCACAGCCAAGAUCCACAACUGGAGUUGUUUCUGGAGAACUGCUGGGCUACUGCAAAGGCUGACAGGAACAGUUUUCCACAAUGGCACAUAGUGGUUGACAGUUGUGAGAAUACAGCAGAUUCACAUCAGACCAUUUUCCAUGAGGUCCCCAACACUUCUGUCCCAUUCCCUACACACCUGAAGAGGUUUGAAGUGAAAAUGUUUACAUUUGUGGUGAAUAAUCAAGCUGUUCAAGGACAGUUCUACCUGUUGAUCCUCAGUUAUACAUUCGACAAGCACAAAAUCAAUCUCUUAUCAGCCAAAACUGAGGCUCUGUCAGUGUAUAAGAACUGGAAUAGUCAUAACAACAAGUCAGCCAAUGGGAACUAUUUGGUGACUGAGACACAGGGUUUGUUGUGA